Linum trigynum is the source of this 2259-nucleotide messenger RNA. NCBI's taxonomy places the organism in Eukaryota, Viridiplantae, Streptophyta, Magnoliopsida, Malpighiales, Linaceae. The record is from the annotation of a GenBank genome assembly.
GAAGACUUUGAUUAAUCGAAUUGAGAACCUUUUGGUUUUUGUGCAAGUUGCGACUUGUGUUGAGUUUGGUGGAUUCCAAGCUCGUGAGCUCUUGUAUCGAUUGAAUAGUCACUUCAAUCGUGGUCGGGCAUCUACCUUUCAAUCCAAUUGAGCGUUCCCCAGGUGUGGAAUCGUCCUUUUGGUUCCGUUUUAUCCAAGUUCGUAUUAAGAGCGCUUCGUUCUUGAUUCGAGCUCAAUCGAUUCUUCGAUUGAGUCGUUUGCUGCGUUACUUUGAUAACAUACACCCCCCCAGGGGCGUAUUAAGUGGUAUCAGAGCCUCCGGUUCAAAAUCAGAGGCGAAGGAGUCAGUUGAAGAAGACUUCUUGUGCAAGAACAGUUUCGUUGAAGAAACAGGGAAAGCAGCCCCUGUUUGUGCAAAUUGAUUCUGUUUCGUGCUUUAAUUACAAUGGAGAUUCAGCAAUUUAAUGAGGACGACGUUAAGCAGAUAAUGGCAGCCCUUACCGCGGUGUUUCUACCCCAAUUCGAGCGAAUACAACGCGGAAUCGAUAAGUUGGAGUCUGCCAUUGAUAGACGUCUCUGUUCUGCUCCGCGGAAACAGAGUUCAUGUUUUGGAGAAACCGUCGUGGCCUUGGAGGCUGAUUCAAGCGAAGUAACUGCUCAGAAUACAUUGCUGGAUGUUCAUGGGAUGAUUUACCUAACACAAGGUCGUCCAGAACCGAGCCUGAAGAGAUUCAGUUCAUCCGGAACCUCCAGAGUUUUCGAACACUGUUUUUCUCAGACGAAACAGAGUUCGACGGCGGCCGAGUCUGUUGUGGCGAUUGAGAGUGGCCUGCCUCCAGUCACCACCGCAGAAACAUUCAAAACGAUCUCAAGAGUGAAUUCUAAAACAAGAUUCCGACCAAAGCAGCUUCAAAUGAUGACGCCCAAAUCUUCGGAAUGGUCUCCGACAAUGCAGGAACGUGACUCCAAAAACGAGUAUCUCGUCGGAGCGAUUCAGAGCGAAUCGAGCACAACGGGAACCAUGGGUAAGUUUCUAGAGGUCCAAGGAAUGUGUGGAGCUCCAGAGAUCGACCAAAACGGCGGAGAAUCAAAAACGCCCAAAUUUGAUUAUGGGUUUCUCGAUACGCAGGAAUUUGAAAGCGACGACGCCGGGAAAACUGCAGAUGAUGAUUCCUCACUUACCAGGGGUAAUCGAAGUGAGAAAUCGGACGGGGAAUUCAAUUCUCUGUUGGAGAAAGCUUCCUCGAGCAUUGAAUUGAAGAAUGGCAGCUUGGAUAUUCCGAACUCGGAUUCAGAGCAACGGACGAUGUUCGUCGCGAAUUUGAACGGUCCUGGGAAAUUGCUAGCUCACUGUUCGUUGAUGAUUGAUGCUGAUACUGGUGAGACAUUGCUAGGAGAUGAAGGGAAGGCUGUGAUAGUAGAGAAAGGCGCCAUCGAAUUGGACAAGAUGUGCAGGGAAGCUGAAAUUUUUGUGUCCAAGAACAUGUUUAAGCAGCCUACUUUCGAUCCAAUUUGGGAUCAAUUCUGCGAAGUUUUUGACAAGGGGAAAGAACAAGCUUUGAGGGCAAAGCUUUUUGAAGAGGGGGAGCCUGAUAUGAUCCAAAUUGGCUACUUCUACAAGUCACAAUUACUUGCCAAAGAAGCUAUCAAGGUUGGAAAGAAGAAAGGCAGAAUUUGGCUAAGUCAAAAUCCGUGUUCAGGGUACAUACUUUGGAGGCAUGGUUCUCUCAAUUGGCUUGGUGGAAAUUCCAGUUCAAGGGCUUGUUUUACACACAAAGUUGUCAUGUUUCCAAUGGUAUGCUUUGUGGAUCCAGAAGAUGUGUUUAAGGUUGUUUUCCAAGGCCUCAAAGUUGCUAUCUCAAAAAUGGAAAACUGCCAGAAAAUGGCUAAGGCAGAAAACUGUUUUGUGAAGCCUACUUUGGAGCUCAAUUCGAGGAGUAUGGAACUGAUUCAAGUCCAAAGUCUUCCACAAAAUGAAACUAGGUAUGUUUAUGUACAAAGGGAAGGAAUUGGAUGAAAGAUUGGAGUUCGGGAAGGUCUCGAACGAAAGGCGCGAAGUUAGUACGAAAGCUGCCUUUUGACUGUUUUGCGGGCAGCUUACUUGUGCUUCAAGAAAGGAAGUUUGUGUCCGAAUUUUGAGUCCUUUUCAGUGUAGAAUUUUACCUUAAUUGUUUCCUUGUUAUUCUAGAUUUGUAUUAGGUUUUAUUGGCUAUAAAUAGCCCUCCAUUUACGUUGUAAAAAUAGAAGACUUUGAUUAAU